This is a messenger RNA of Penicillium robsamsonii, 1548 nucleotides long. RefSeq lists its product as uncharacterized. Bases 1 to 1548 code for a protein of 515 amino acids. The record is from RefSeq and is a predicted model, not a curated record. NCBI's taxonomy places the organism in Eukaryota, Fungi, Ascomycota, Eurotiomycetes, Eurotiales, Aspergillaceae. The transcript has a single exon.
AUGUUUUCCCGAGGAAGAAUCGAUCAGUCCAGUAACCCCCAUUCGCAGGGGGUUUCAGCAUCACAGAGCCUCCGACGUGGAAAACACCUCGAUUCUGACUCCAUUUCACCAUACAAUAACCCAGAAUCAUCCGAGUCUAUCCUUAGUGAUGAAAGAUCUAUAUUCAAUGCGAUCAGAGUCACCACACCAAAUGAUUCCAGCCCUCGUUUCUAUGCAUCUUUCUCCCAUGACAACCCCGUUCACGAACAAGGCUUGGCGGUAAACCUAGCCAGAUUCGUUUCUGCAGAUUCACAGGAUGACCAUACUCCUACUAAUGUGCCAGCCAGGCAAGGAAGACGACAGAGAAUGGCAGGGAAGCUUGGAAAUCAUACCAAGUCGUUAUCUGACCAGUACUGGCAAGUCACGCACCGGCUGGGAUCUCCUUUGGGUAAAACGGCAUUAAUACCAGACUCCCAUCGGCCUUUUCAUCGCAAGGCUGUUUCCCUUGGUGCGAAUGAUAGUAGUAUCAGUCGGCCUAGAUGGCCUAGGAGCUCGGGGCCUGCAAUAACGACCAUCCAACCUCGGUAUCCACCACCAGAAAGAACACCCACACCCCCUGGUCUUCCCUCCUUCGGCACGCCAGAGGCUAUGUCCUACUCUGCGCGGUUCAUGCUCCCAGACAACGGUGCACGAUCAUCUGCAACCAUGCAAUGUGGUGGUCCUACUGGUGGUCAGAGUAGCAGUUCAUAUGGCGAUACCUUAAGGAGAUUUUUUGGCUGGUCGUCUUCUGCGUCUCAUGCUGGUGGGAUCUCCGUUAAUUGUAUAGGACGAGCCGAUGAUGGCACGCUGGUACAGGGCCGGUUCCCUCGUCGACAAAGUGGCCAUGGAAUGAACAUUGGUCGACAGCUGCAUGAACACCCUUUCCAUCAACGUCUUCCCAUUGCCCACUACGAAACCACAGAUACAAGCCAUGAUUCUUAUGUCGAAGCUACACACACAAAGGGUGGCCUUGGGCUUCGCCCAAGCGGACGUGUCCAGCCUCUGGACACCCCAUCUAGACGACAUUUUCCCUUUCCAUCGAACCCGGUCCCUGCUGUAGUGGAUCGUGCGGUGCGGCCCAGGGCCACUGCAAUUCUCAGCUUGUCGUGCAAUUUGGCUGGAUCAGACCGUCCUGUGGAUCCAGUGGAAUCUUCUGCCCAAGGGACCAGAGCAACUGGAGACCAUCUCCCUUCAAAUCCAUCGCGGUUGCAUUCCGUUUUCACAAUGGCUGUCCGCGGUGGUGCAGAUGAAGGCCCUCAUGCAAGCACACCCGUCUGUCCGGAUAUUUUGUCGUGGGUGAAAUCCCAAACUUGCCUCUGCUGCUGCUCGGACAGCCAAGAGGAGCCAGAUGACUCUCUUGGGGCAACCAGCUCGCGGGAAACAUAUGUAACCGCCCAGAGCCAGGUAUCGCCUGCUGGAUCUCAGAGUGAAAACAGAGAGGGGAAUACCCAUCUCCAUGACCUCCAGGCAUGGAUCUCAUCUCUAUACGGUAUCAUGUUCCCCACCCUUGUGAACCCUGCCGCUGUAUAA